AUGAAACUGAAUACCACAUCAGUUUUGAUUUUUCUAUUGUCAAUUUUUAUUUUCUCUUUAAUUUUGAUACGUAGCAAGUAUCAAGUAAUCAAAGUGAUCACAGUGAGUUAAAAAUUAACCAAUUUAAAUAAUUUAUCAAUAAAAAUUAGGAUGUAAAAAUCAAUGAAGAUGUUGAAAUCUAUGCAAGAUUGAAUAAAAUCAAAAUGCGGCAAAUUGCUUUGAAUAAAUCUGAAAAUUCAAGAAAUGAACUCAAAAAAUUAUCAUUGACAAAUGAUAGUUUGGAAUUUUAUCGGAAAAUUGAGAUCGAAGCUUUUUGUCCGAAUAUUGUUCGAAUUGGAGAAAUUGGCGAUGGUGGAAAAUUUGUUUGUAAUCCGAAAAAAGUUAGAGAGAAUUGUGUGUGAGUUUGGAUUACAGUUUUGGAUUGUAUUAUCAUAUUUCCUCCAGUUUACUAUCACUUGGCCUUCAUAACGAAAUCGAAUACGACAUCAUGAUCCAAAACAUCACCGAAAAUCGCUGUCAAAUAGUCGGAGCAGAUCAAGAUCGUCAAAACGACGACACCCUUGAGAUCUACAAAAAUAUACGUGGCACUGUUUUUGUCGGAAAAAUUCCAAAAACUCUGAGCAUCGCUGGAAUGGUUCAAAGAGUUGGAGGAACUGAAGUCGAAUUAUUGAAAAUCGAUAUUGAGGGAGGAGAGCAUAAAGCACUCGAGCCAUUUUUGAAAAACUUUUUCGUCUGUCAAAUAUUUAUUGAAGUUCACGGAGAACCAAAACAUCAUUUGAACUUAAUGCAAAAAGUUGCGAAAUUGGGAUUUCGAAUUUUUUCGUACGAGCCAAAUCCAUCUUGCUCAAAAUGCUGUGAAUAUAGUUAUAUCAAUGAAAUGUGUAUGGAUCAAUACAAUGUUUUGCCGUUAGCUGUAAAUGUACCUUUUGAAUGA
Molecule: messenger RNA, 934 nt
Organism: Caenorhabditis angaria
Lineage: Eukaryota; Metazoa; Nematoda; Chromadorea; Rhabditida; Rhabditidae
Source: the annotation of a GenBank genome assembly